Messenger RNA from Electrophorus electricus (electric eel), 1683 nucleotides. It is a transcript of the gene creg1, whose product is annotated as cellular repressor of E1A-stimulated genes 1. The record is from RefSeq and is a predicted model, not a curated record. NCBI's taxonomy places the organism in Eukaryota, Metazoa, Chordata, Actinopteri, Gymnotiformes, Gymnotidae.
AGUCAUAUGACCGCCGUGUACACAACAUUAGCUUUGCGUGACGCGUGCAGUACAAUUUUGGCAUGACGGUAACGGAGUUCGUACUAUGUUUGGUCUUUAUGGCCAUUUCAGCAAACCAGUUCAGAAUCCCUCCACACGAAGAGGUGGCGAGGAUGGCACGGUUUGUCAUUAACCAGUGUGACUGGGCCUCGAUGGCCACGAUCUCCACGCAUGACCCGGUGAAAGGACAGCCCUUCUCAAACGCUUUCGCAAUCAGCGACGGGCCAGUGGGCUACGGGACGGGAACUCCAUACAUGUACCUUACACGUAUGGAGAUCUCCGUGCAGGAUUUACAGGUGAAUCCCCAGGCCUCCAUGUCUGUGUCGCUGGCCCAGACUCCCUUCUGUAAGCAUCGUGGCUAUGACCCACAGAGCCCCCUGUGUGCACAUAUCAUCCUUUCUGGCUCCGUGGAAGAGGUGAACGGGACAGAGGCUGAUGUAGCAAAGAAAGUGCUCUUCAGUAGGCAUCCUGAGAUGAGUGACUGGCCAGUGGACCACAACUGGUUCUUUGCUAAAAUGAACAUCACCCAGGUUUGGGUGCUGGACUACUUUGGCGGUGUGAAGAUGGUGUCGCCUGAGGACUAUUAUAAGGCUACUCCAUAUAAGAAGCACCAUUGUAAGUGAAUUCCUGUUAUUGAAAGGAUUUGUUGUCCACUUGGACAUCCUAGUGGCAGAUCAGCUACACUGAAAUUGUUUAUGCUUUAAAAAGAGAGGUCUCCAUGCUGGCAGUGUAACCUUGAUUUUAUACAUACCCAGUGUGAAGGGCUUGUCACUACCAAAGCUUUUAUUUACAUCAUCCUUUUAUUUAUGCCACUGGUCACUACAGUAUGGUAUUACACCAGUAUUGCAAAAUAAUCAUGAGUUAGCAAAAUUUGACAAUAUUUCUCUCAACCAGACAUAAUAUAGUAUGUAUUCUGCCUAAACGCCAGUCAUUUCAAUCUUGUCUUUAUUGCAACACCCCAUAUAUACUCCACUGCUUGCUCAUAUCUACAGAUGGUCGAUAUAAUUAAAAUAUUCUUAUUACAUUUGUAAUGUUUCAUUUCACAGUUUUGUGUCUACAUGUUAAACCCAACUUCUUUUUUUUAACUAGGACUUGUUGUUCAGCAGUCCUGAUUAAGAAGACUUCAAUAGAUCAGUGGGUCUUUUCAGAAGUGGCUCCCAUUAAGGGCACAGUAUUUGGUUAAAUGUGUGCUUUUUUCAGUUUGAGUAAUGUACUUGCAUUUUACUGAAGGCUCUGUGAAGUACAUGAGCAAAUGGUAUUUUUAUACAUAUGUUUUAUAUGCAUAUAUAUUUUUAAACAAUGCAAUUUAAUGCAAUUCCAACUUUAGCAAGAAUUUGAUACGUAUUUGUACACGUAUAGGGCUAACAUGGUUGGCCUUAAUCCUAAUAUGUUUGUUCAACUGGAUAAGUUGACCUGUGAUCAAUUUUUUGCAUUUUGUAUGUGAUUCUUUUUCUAGCAAGACUUUGCAUUAUGCCUCAUUUGGUGUUUAUAGAUCUAGCAACGUCUGUUUCAUUCAGUGACUCUGGUUUUCUUACAGAUUCUCACAUGUAUUUUUGUUUAAAAAAGUGUUAGAGUGAAAAUGUUUGUCAGACUGGGACAGCAGGUGUAUUGGAAUAAAGUUUUAACUGAUUCAGAUAAACCACA